UUUUUUGUGAAUGCUGACAUGAGUCGCCAUCUGUGUUUUUGGCUUUUUAGACAUCUGUCUCUUAAUGGUUACCACCAAUGUCAUAUCCGCCUUCAGUCUCAACAAUUUCGACAGAUACAGCUUGACACGAGGUUGUGCAUUUUUAGACAAAACAAGGAUCCUCUUCUCCAUUCUCUGUCAGAUAAUAUUUUGCCCAAGAGGUACUGUCAUACCAGAAUGCUGUGGAAGCGGAAAGCAGUCCAGAAGUACAUGGAGGACCUCAUUACGGAGUACCAGAAACUUGAUCAGUGUUGGCAGCAUAUCUCUGUGAACACAGGCAAACAACGGGCCUUGAACCAAAGGCAUACUGAGUUGGCGCCACUUGCAGCCAUUUACGAAGAAAUUCAGGAAGCCGAAAAAGCAAUGGAAGAAUUGGAAUCAAUGUAUAAAAGUCUAAAUAAACAAGAUGAAAAGCCGUUACAAGAACUUGCAUUGGAGGAAAAACAAACUAUUGAUGAAAAAAUAAGUAUGUUAUAUGAUGAGCUUUUCCAACGUUUAGUGCCAAAGGAGAAAUAUGACAAAAAUGAUGUGGUGUUAGAGGUAACAUCUGGAAGAACUACUGGAGGAGAUAUUUGUCAGCAGUUUACCCAGGAAAUAUUUGACAUGUAUCAGAAUUAUUCUUGCUAUAAAAACUGGAACUUUGAACUUCUGAAUUAUACACCUGCUGAUUAUGAUGUGAAAGUGGACCUCAAGGAUUUGCGUGUAGAUACAUUUCGAGCGAAAGGAGCAGGAGGACAGCAUGUUAACACAACUGACAGUGCUGUCAGACUUGUCCAUCUCCCCACAGGGUUAGUAGUAGAAUGCCAACAAGAGCGAUCACAGAUAAAAAACAGAGAAAUAGCUUUGCGUGUAUUGAAAGCAAAACUCUACCAGCAGAUUGUUGAGAAGGACAGGUGCCAACAACAAAGUGCAAGGAAACUACAGGUGGGAACAAGAGCCCAAUCAGAAAGAAUCCGGACAUACAAUUUCACACAGGAUAGAGUCACCGACCACAGAAUAGCACAUGAAGUUCGUGGUAUUAAGGAAUUUUUAUGUGGUGAGAAGGGCCUGGAUCAGCUAAUUCAGAGACUACUUCAGUCAGCAGAUGAAGAAGCUAUGGCUGAACUUCUGGAUAAAAACCUUAAAUCAGCAAAAUAA
Elephantulus edwardii (Cape elephant shrew) is the source of this 1176-nucleotide messenger RNA. RefSeq names its product mitochondrial translational release factor 1 (gene MTRF1). Gene Ontology annotation, molecular function: translation release factor activity. The transcript is spliced from 9 exons. The record is from RefSeq and is a predicted model, not a curated record. Gene Ontology annotation, biological process: translational termination. Lineage: Eukaryota; Metazoa; Chordata; Mammalia; Macroscelidea; Macroscelididae. Bases 19 to 1176 code for a protein of 385 amino acids.